Paramuricea clavata is the source of this 592-nucleotide messenger RNA. The record is from the annotation of a GenBank genome assembly. Lineage: Eukaryota; Metazoa; Cnidaria; Anthozoa; Malacalcyonacea; Plexauridae.
AAAAAGCAUACGUGCAGCGAACGUCGAAGGGAAAAAUUGGAAAGAAGAACUUGAUGUUUUCCUACCGAAUUAUCGUUCAACUCCCCACUGUACAACCGGGAAACCACCUGCAGUUCUCCUUUUUGGCCGUCACAUUAGAAAUAAAAUACCCGUGCCACCAACAUCGACACCAGCUGAUGACAUACCAGUAACAGUUCGUCAACAUGAUCGCGAAAGAAAAGAGAAAAUAAAGUCUUACGCUGACGACCACAACCGAGCUUCAUCGUCCGACGUGAAAAAGGGAGAUACGGUGCUUCUCCGUCAACCUCGGCAAACAAAAUUGUCGACGACCUAUGAUCCGAAGCCGUACAUUGUCAAAGAAAAGAAAGGGCCCAGUGUGCUACUGAAACGACCCUUUGAACGACAGAUUAUGAGAAAUGAAAGUAUGAUACGUAAGAUUCCUGAUGGAAAAGACGUCGCGGAUGCUAAGAAAAGAGGACUCCAAAAUUGCGGACAACAGGUCAGCGAAGAGAAGAAACAUGAAAAGCAGAACGAGGUCAGUAUAAGAGCAAAACGGGCUAGACAGCCACCGGACUAUUACGGACAGAGCUGA